AGCAAGGUUUCUAGUUGGGUAGCUUCAGCAGCCGCAGGAGUGCAGUUGCAGAACCUCCUUCUCCGACGCUGCGUAUUGUCAUUUACCGUAGCGGUUAUCUUCUUCUGUGUCAGUUUUAGCCAACUCACUGUGACUUACAACCCGCUUUCUCUUCAAGGAUCAGUCUGAUUGGUAUCACAAUUAUGUUUUUGUCAAGAACAUUUGGACGAACACUCUUUGCUGCUGCUGCCAGAUCAAAAACUUAUGCCACUGCAGCUGCUGGUGGUGUCAAGGAAGGUCAAAACCCCCUUCAGGAGUUCUUUGAGGCAGACAGGAGCCCUGAUGAUGACAAACCUGUUGUCUAUGGUAGGAGUUGGAAAGCCACGGAAUUGCGUCUAAAAUCUUGGGAUGACCUUCAUAAGUUGUGGUAUGUAUUGUUAAAGGAGAAAAACAUGUUGAUGACUCAACGUCAGAUGCUUAAUGCACAGAACCUGCGUUUUCCUAACCCAGAGCGUAUCCCCAAGGUGAGAAAGUCGAUGUGCCGCAUCAAGCAUGUACUUACUGAGAGAGCAAUUGAAGAACCAGAUCCCAGGAGGUCUGCAGAGAUGAAGAGAAUGAUAAAUGCUCUUUGAUGACUUAAAAUGGAUCUAUUCCUGAGGGCGUUAUUGGCGCUCUAGUUACUUGAUAAAGAGGACCAAAUUAAAAGAUGUACCAAGCAAACAGACGUUAUGUUGUUAGAAGUUAUGCGACAUAAAAAGGAAGAAAUGUUUGGUGUACCGUGUCUUUUAUUCUUAAGUAUCAUUGAUUUAAUACAUGGGUGUAGAAGUUGGAAAUUAUCAAAGAAAGGACGCGACCAAUAAUAUCCUAUGAAAGUUGGAAAAGCCGUUGAA
This is a messenger RNA of Gastrolobium bilobum, 869 nucleotides long. RefSeq lists its product as uncharacterized. Gene Ontology annotation, biological process: mitochondrial translation. The coding region runs from base 183 to 611 and encodes 142 amino acids. Gene Ontology annotation, molecular function: structural constituent of ribosome. Lineage: Eukaryota; Viridiplantae; Streptophyta; Magnoliopsida; Fabales; Fabaceae. Gene Ontology annotation, cellular component: mitochondrial large ribosomal subunit; mitochondrial ribosome. The transcript has 6 exons. The record is from RefSeq and is a predicted model, not a curated record.